AUGAUAAAGCUAUAUCCAAGACGAAUAUUUAUCAAGUUAGUCUUAUUCCUUACAGUGUUUUAUGCCAUUUUUAUAUCAAUAAAAUUAAUACUAUCUCAACCAAAUCUCCGACAGUAUUCAUAUUUAAUAGACCAAAAAAUAAACCUCAAAUACAAUGAAAUAUAUUUCAAUUUACUAGCCUCAAAACAUGACUUUGACUCAAAUACCUUUUUCCAAAAGCAGGUUGAAAAAAUUACUGAAACAUCAAUUACCAACGAUAAACUUAGUAUGCUAUGGAAUCUAGAGAAAUCAGGUUUUAAACAAGAGGAUACACUGAUUUUCGAAAUUGAAACACCUUCCUAUUUUUUUGAAAAUAUCGAAUCCCCUAUGGUACAACCAUUUGACUCACGAUUUACCAUUGGAAUAUAUUACCAAUACUUGCAAAAUGUAAAUUCAUCAGUUCCUUUCCAUUGGUCUGACUGGGUCGACUUAUCAAAGAUUUAUAAAUUUCUAAUCAAUAUCGAAGAUACAAGAGAAAAUGUAUGCUCUACCAUCUUUGAUAUCUCAUCACAAACUGAGCUUAUCAAAGGUUCACAAAUUAAACAAGUGGAGGAAUAUUGCCGAUACGAGCCUGAUUCUUUACUUGGAUACAAGAUUAUCAAAGAAACAGGUCCACAAACUGUGCAAAAUCGUGAACUUUUAGGUAAAUCGUACUUGUUUUCCACAGCUCCAUCACCAAGGAAAUUGAUAUUUUUAACAAAUAAUGGCUCGUUUCAAGCAAAUGUUGAAACUCCUUUAAAUCAAUUGGAAAACUCGAUAUUGUACAACGACAUGAUCAACAACUUACAAAAUCCAACAAAGGUUAAUGUAUUGCAUAAUUAUAAUUCGUUGAUUUCUUCAGCACAAUUGCAACAGCAGCAUAUCACGCAACAAGAGUUGACUUAUCAAGUGUUGGGAAUUCCAAAAGCUGAUUUCAAUAUUGAUCCGGAAACUGUAAUUAACCAACUAUCUUCUAGCAAACUACCGCUUUCUGAUAUGGAACAGCAAUUUCUUAGCUCACUCAAAUUCAGCCACGGUAAUACCGAUCCCCCAAAAUAUUUUUACGAAGCUAAACUUUUGAAUUCUAUUCCUGAUGAUUGGCAAGGAGAGCAUUAUGAUUGGAGAUUUUUCAACGGUUUGACUGUUGGCAAGGAUAAACAGGCCAUUGUGUUACAUCGACUAGUCAAGAACUAUCUCAAUUUCGCGCGCAAUCAUGGAAUAAUCACGUGGAUAGCACACGGCUCGUUGCUUAGUUGGUAUUGGAAUGGAAUGGCGUUUCCUUGGGAUACUGAUAUUGAUGUACAAAUGCCCAUAGCUGAAUUGUACAAGCUCGGCCAACAUUUUAAUCAAACAUUAGUUAUUGAAAAUGCUGCUGAUGCAAAUGGUGAGUUUGAUGGUAUGGGAAGAUACUUUGUGGAUGUUGGAUCUUCAAUUACCAGUCGAAUCAAGGGAAAUGGUAAUAAUGCAAUUGACGCGAGAUUUAUAGAUGUUGAUACUGGACUAUAUAUUGACAUCACUGCUCUUGCAAUGACUGAUGCAAAAUCGCCAUCGAGAUACGAUUCAAUGGUUUCACAGCUAGGCAAGGAUGCCCAAAUGAGAGUAAAAAAUGCUAGAGGCGGUGAAGCAGGAAAAGAUGCAAACUAUGAAAUAAUCAAUAGUGAAUUGCAGCUUUAUAAUUGUCGAAAUAAUCAUUUCACAUCGUAUGCUGAAAUAAGCCCACUUGUGCGAACAACGGUUGAAAAUCAAAUAAGUUACAUUCCUUAUAACUUCAUCACCAUAUUGAAUGAUGAGUACAAUCUACUGUCUUUAUCCAAGAAAAAUCAUCGAGCAUUUACUUUUUUAAAUAACUUGCGAUUAUGGUUUGACACCAAAAUCAUCAAAAGCCAUCUUGAUAGAAAAAACAGUGAUAUAUCAAGUGAAGAACUCACAUAUGGGGAAUUACACGCUAUAAACAAACUAUCGGUAAAGGACCACUUGAAUUUAUUAGCAUCAAAUCCUGCUCUCCUUAAGGAAUGGCUUCAGACUCAUAAAUUCACCAAAUUACAUUCUCAAGAGUUGAAAUUGAUUCGUAAUCAAGAUUUCAAAAGUGUUCAAAAUCUACAAAAGGAUAAGGAGAUUGGAAAACCAUUAAGAAGUGAUUUGUUUAUGGAUUUAGUACAUCAUGAUGAGGAUUUGAAAUCAUUGAGUUUUGAAGAACGAGCAAAGAAGUUUUCUAAUUGGUAG
Molecule: messenger RNA, 2241 nt
Organism: Lodderomyces oxycetoniae
Lineage: Eukaryota; Fungi; Ascomycota; Pichiomycetes; Serinales; Debaryomycetaceae
Exons: 1
Coding region: 1-2241 (746 amino acids)
Source: RefSeq, a predicted model, not a curated record